UGUAUUGACUGCUUGCCCAGUACCCAAAUGAGCUUCAAACAAUUCGAUUUCUUAUUGAAUUUGUUAUUUAUGAGAGCCGAUCGACGCCGUCACCAGCGUAAAGCAUCACACAAGUGCUGAUGAAGUCCUUCUUGUCGGCCUUUCACUCCAAACCCACCGCGCGACAUGCCCGCAUUCAAACCCAAAAUGCUCAUAAACCCACAGCGGCAUUUCGUCAAACACUUGGCAGAUGCAUCAAAGCCCCUUCUCUCCCGCUCACUCGCUUCCCAUUCUUCAACAAGCCCCCAUCACUUCUACACCUCGCUCUUCUGCACUCUCAUCCACCUCUUCCUCCGCUGCCGCCGCCUCUCCAAGGCCAUAGCCGCUUUCUCCGCCAUGAGGGAUUACAAAUUCACGCCGGAGCUCCCUCAUUGGAACGCCCUCUUGCACCACUUCAACUGCGCCGGGUUGGUUCAUCAGGUAAUGGUUAUGUAUCAAGAAAUGAUCUUUUCUGGUGUAAGACCCAAUGUGGCUACCAAGAACGUUGUCGUUCACUCUCUCUGUAAAGUUGGGGAUUUCGAUAAGGCGCUUUCCUUUUCCAGAGAUAACGAGGAUUAUAGGUUUAUGAGUGAUGUAGUUACUUAUAAUACUUUAAUUUGGGGGUUUUGUAAAUUCGGAUAUGUAGAAAUCGGACUCGGGUUGGUGUCGGAGAUGGUGAAAAAGGGUGUAAAUUGUGAUAGUUUCACUUGUAAUAUAUUGGUGAAAGGUUUUUGUGAUAAGGGUUUGCUGGAAAAUGCUAAAUUGGUUAUGGACACCAUGUGUAGUGGCUUAGUUACAGAUGGAACGGUUGUUCCUAGAGAUGUUGUUGGCUUUAACACCUUGAUAAAUGGUUAUUGCAAGGCUGGUGAGGUUAGUGUUGGUCUACAGCUGAUUGGGCGUAUGAUGAAAGAGAGCUUGCUGCCUGAUAUUGUUACCUAUAAUACUUUGAUAGAUGGAUUUUGUGAGAUCGGAGAUGUUGAUUCUGCAAAGAGUCUCAUGGACAAACUCUUAGAGUGUGAUGUAUCUAAAGUUAUCGAUGGAGAAAAAUGUGGUGUUGUUGCUGAAGUACGUCAGAGGCCAGAUCAUAUUACAUAUACUAAUUUGAUUGGUGGAUAUGGCAAGCAUCAGCAGAUGGAAGAAGCAUUGGCACUAUAUGAGGAAAUGCUGGGAAAGGGAGUCGAACCUGAUGUAGUUACCUUCAGUUGUGUUAUAAACCUACUUCUUAAGACUGGGCGGUUUUCCGAGGCCAAGUACCUAUUUCGUGAGAUGAUAAGGGUAGGUGUGACCCCAAACCAUGUUACCUACUCAAGUUUAGUUGAUUUUAUGUUUAAACGUAGUGAUGCAAUGACUGCAUUUGGCUUGAAAAGUCAAAUGGUAGUUCGUGGUAUCACAUUUGAUGUGGUGGUGUUCACUACAUUUAUUGAUGGUCUCAUUAAGGCUGGGCGAGUUAGAGAAGCUGAGGAUAUGUUUCAGAAUCUUUUGGAUUCUAAUAUCGUGCCAAAUUGCAUCACAUAUACUGCGUUGAUUAAUGGUCUCUGUAAUAUAGGUGACAUGAAGGGUGUGGAAUGUCUAAUGCAGCAAAUGAAGGCGCAUAAUGUAUUGCCAAAUGUGGUAACUUUUACAUCUGCAAUUAAUGGCUAUGUGAAAUGCGGAAUGCUUGAAGCAGCUAUCGAUAUACUACGAGAUAUGGUUUCCCAUAACAUUUUGCCGAAUGCUUUCACCUAUAGUUCCUUAAUAUAUGGCUGUUUUAAGGCUGGUAGGAAAGAAAUUGUUGAAGGUCUAUACGAAGAUAUGAAAAUGCGAGGGUUGAAGGAUAACAUUUUCAUACUUAAUUCUUUUAUGAACAAUCUUAAGAAGGAGGGAAGGAUUGAGGAGGCAGAAGCAUUGUUUAAAGAUUCACUCUUUCAAAGAUUGGUACCAGACCUUGUUAAUUACACGACCCUGAUGGAUGGACUGUUCAAAUCAGGAAAAGAGUCCUCUGCUCUUGAGGUUGCCGAGGAGAUCACAGCUAAAAAUAUAGGGUUCGAUAUUAUCUCCUAUAAUGUCUUACUUAAUGGAUUGCUUAAAGGUGGGCACUAUGAUAUGCAAUCUAUUUACACUGGAAUGCAGCAGUUUGGAUUAACUCCAGAUCAUGCCACGUUCAACACCUUAAUCAAGGCGUAUUGUAGAGAAGGGAAAUUCGAUCAUUCUCUUCGACUCUUGGAUGAAAUGAAACUUCAUGGCUUAAAGCCUAAUGCAAUAUCCUGUAACAUUUUAGUAGAAGGAUUUUGCAAGGCUGGCAAAAUUGAUGAGGCAAUGGAUUUGUUAAAAGAGUUUUCUGUUGCAGGGUUACGCCCAACAGAAAUAAUUCACAAAAUUGUGCUUACAGCUGCUUCAGAGGCUAAAAGGGCAGAUAUCAUCUUCAAGGUGCACAAACAGCUUGUUGCUAUGGGGCUUAAUUUGAAUCUAAAUGUUUUUGGUAAUCUAAUAACUAUUUUAUGUGGGCUUAAGAUGACUAGAAGAGCGUCAUCUGUGCUAGAGGAAAUGAGUAAAGCUGGUUUCCAUGCCAACACUGUCAUUUACAAUGCUAUGAUUCAAGGCCAUUGCAAAAGCUCCCAUUUACAGAAGGCUUCUGAUGUGUACUCCCAGAUGAUAGCUGAAGGAGUUCCUCCAAAUCUUACAACAUAUAACAUUCUUCUUGGUGGUUUUGCAUCAGCUGCGUUGAUGCAUGAGGUAGCUAAGCUUCAGCUGGAGAUGGAAGAAAAGGGGUUUGCUCCAAAUGGUACCACAUUCGACAUUUUGGUUUGUGCCCAUGGGAAGAGUGGGAAUAUGAAGGAAUCAAUAAGACUUUAUUGUGAAAUGAUCACCAGAGGUUUCGUUCCUCGAAUCAGCACAUACAACGUACUUGCCAGUAAUUUUGCCAAGAUGGGAAAGAUGAAACAAGCAAUGGAGCUUUUGAAUGAAAUGCAAACUAGAGGGGUGCCCCCAAAUUCCUCAACCUAUGACAUUCUUGUAACUGGAUGGUGCGACCUAUCUUAUCACGAAAGAUCUAUGAAAAAAUUAUGUGAUGCUGAGGCAAGGAAGUUGUUUACUGAGAUGAAUGAUAAAGGUUUUGUUCCAAGUGAGACUACUAUAUGCAGACUGAGUCCUGUCCUUGCUAAGCCAGGCAAAGUGGCUGAAGCACAAAGACUAUUAGAUAGAAUUUACAAGACAAAGAGAUAGUUUCUUAGUGUAAUUGACAUGGGAUGAGAGAAGUAGUAGUAUAAGAGUGGGUCUGUCAUCGUAUAAACCUUUCCUCUAAGGCUGGCAAAACAAGCAUAAAUAGCUUAUAGGAAAGACAACAGUCUUCGUGGACUUGGAGCGGACUUCUCCUUGUACAAAACCUGAAUCACCAGUAGGAGAGUACUAUUUUGUAUGUUUUGUAACUGCUGAUUCUCCAUGGUGCUCCUUCACCCCAUUUCAUAUUUUAAAGAUGAAGAAAAGCUGCGAAAAGCCAUCUACCUCUUCAAUUGUAAAGAACAGUAAGAAUAGUAGGAGCUCAACCAAACAGAAGCUGUUUUGUGCUUACAGAUGGAGUUGCAGGAGGAGCAUAUGAAUCCCAGAUGUUGUAUUUUCAGUGAUCUGGUGAUGGGCUAAAUCAUUGUGAAGCUAAUGUAAUUAGUGACAAGGCUAAUAGCAAGCAUAGAGCUUACCAGCCUGUACACCCAGGUUGAAGCUGGAGGAGCUCAUUGGUCUCAUAUGGUAAUGCAAUCGUGGUGUUUCGAGAAAUUCCAGUACAGCUAAAAUGGAAUGAAGAUUUUGCAUGCUGUGGAAUUAGUUGAUCAGGUGGAAGAGCUUGCUGAUUGUUAGA
Messenger RNA from Salvia hispanica, 3847 nucleotides. Its product is annotated as PPR repeat protein. The record is from RefSeq and is a predicted model, not a curated record. NCBI's taxonomy places the organism in Eukaryota, Viridiplantae, Streptophyta, Magnoliopsida, Lamiales, Lamiaceae. Gene Ontology annotation, molecular function: protein binding.